CGACAGACAGUAGACACAGCAUUCUCUCAUCUAACAAGUAACAUCUUUGAUCUUUCAAUUUUCAUCUUUCAUCUUUGUUCCAAUGGUUCCACAUAGCGUAAUAUUGAAGUAGUGUAUUUUAAUAAUAUCACUGUGUAGUGCGUGUUGGGCUAAACGAUGCCUCUAUUUGGAAAAAAGGAUUUUGGUCGAAAAUCAAAAAAAGAUGCGAAAGAAUCAGAUAAGCAGCCAUCCAUUGAGGACAAGUAUGUUCUAAAAGACCUUUUAGGAACAGGCGCCUUUUCCGAAGUUCGAUUGAUAGAGAGUAAAGAAAAUGGACAGCUGUUUGCAUGCAAAAUUAUUGACAAGAAAGCUUUAAAGGGUAAAGAGGAUUCCUUAGAGAAUGAGAUCAGAGUUCUCAAAAGAUUUAGCGAGAACGCAAAGGGAGAUGGAGCAGAGAAGAAAAUGUUUUCACACCCUAAUAUCGUACAGCUGCUUGAAACAUAUGAAGACAAAAAUAAAGUUUAUCUAGUAAUGGAACUCGUUACUGGCGGUGAAUUGUUUGACAGAAUCGUUGAAAAGGGUUCAUAUACUGAAAAAGAUGCGUCAAAUCUUAUUAGACAAGUUUUAGAGGCAGUGGAUUACAUGCAUUCUCAGGGAGUUGUCCAUAGAGAUUUAAAACCUGAAAAUUUACUAUACUACAGUUCUGAUGAAGAUAGCAAGAUUAUGAUUAGUGAUUUUGGUCUAUCUAAAAUAGAAGAUUCAGGCAUAAUGGCAACAGCUUGUGGAACACCUGGAUAUGUGGCUCCAGAAGUAUUAGCUCAAAAACCAUAUGGUAAAGCAGUUGAUGUAUGGAGCAUAGGUGUAAUAUCCUACAUAUUGCUCUGUGGAUAUCCACCUUUUUAUGAUGAGCAGGAUUCAAACUUAUUUGCUCAGAUUCUCAAGGGUGAUUUUGAGUUUGAUUCACCCUACUGGGAUGAUAUAAGUGAGUCUGCAAAGGACUUUAUCCGACAUCUUAUGUGUGUGGAUGUUGAGAAAAGAUACACUUGCAAACAAGCUCUGGCCCAUCCAUGGAUAUGUGGUAAUGAAGCCAGCAGCAAGAACAUCCAUGGUACUGUAUCAGAGCAACUCAAGAAGAACUUUGCUAAAUCCCGUUGGAAACAAGCUUACCAUGCUACAACUGUCAUUCGUCAAAUGCAGAAACUUAUGAUACUUAAUAGCAGUAGCUCAAGCCGCAACACAAAUGCCCCAGCAAAGUCUCAAAAUCAGCAACAGUAAACAUCAUUAAAAAGGUACUUAUUACGGCUGAGAUUUCCUAUAUGUAUAUUAUUGGUCAGUAACAACUCAACUGUCAUAUAUUUCAGAGUUUAUUAAAUGUUUGUUAAAUGUCUUAUAUUACGAAUAUUCCAAAGUUAAGAUUCUACUUAAGUACUUCAUAAAUAAAUUUUGAUGUAAAUCUCAGCCAUGCUUUGAAUAUUUAAGUUAAAAGGAUAAACUUGAUACUUAAUAUGCUAAGAUCUGAAGUGUUAAUUGAAACUUUAAUUCAUUGCGCUACAUUGAAUGACAUCAUUUUAAUGAAAGAAGGUGUCAAAUUAAUCAAUGAAGUAUAAUGGUAUAUUUUUAAUUGACUAGUCAGUAUGUUUAUUAAUACAGACACUUAAAACAUAAUAAAAUUAUUUAACUUUUGUUUCGUAAAAUUUCCUCAGUUAAAUAGGCAACGUAACAAAUGUAUGCUGUACUAGAACAACUGUAUAGCCAUUUUAUGUUUACUUAAUAGUAAAGAACGUCUUUUUAUAGCUUUAUGAUAUCAAAACUGACUUUUGUAAAAACAAUAUUUAUUUACCUUUGUUGUCAUGAGAAGUUUCUAUUUAGAAUCUCAUUCUUUAACACCUAAGUUCUAUAUAAAAAAUACCAAAGCUAAUAGCUAUGAAGUGUAAGGUUUUCUAAGAAGUCUACUUACAACCAUUCUUCUCUAUAAAAAGCUAUAACUAAGCCUCAUAGUCUUUACUAUGACACAUAUUUGAUAUAGAACAUAGGCAUUAAACAUGUCAGUUAAAUGAUGAAGUCCAUGUGAGUGCUUUACUUAAAAUGUGUAAUCAUAGCUGAUAUAAAAUUUUAACAAUAUAACUAUUAUAUUAUAGGUAGAUGGUCUUCUCUUUAGGAUUCUAAUCUUGUUACACUUAUUAAUAAUAAAUGGUGAUUAUCAAUUUCAAUUUUUAGGAUUGUUGCGGAUGUUAUUAAUAUUUAAAAGCAAAUUAUCAUAUAAUGUUAACUUGAAAUGGCUUAAAAUAUUUCAAUGGUUUCCAAUAAAACGGUGCUUCAGAAAGAACUUAAAGAAAUAUAGUUUAUAGUUUUGAAAUGGGAUGUUGUGAAAACCUGAUAGUCACUGCUAGUUGAUCACAAGGCACCUAGAUAUGUAAUGUUGAAAGCAUUUAAUUUUUAAGUGUGAAAUUGUAUACCUUCUUUAAGUCUUUCUGAAUUAUCCACAUUUGUCUAGAGAUUUUGUUACAUUAUUCUUAUUGUUUUAAAUUAAUCCAAUGGGCUUUAUUUUGAUUUAAAAGUUGCUUGGUGUCGCUAUUAUAUGCAGUGUAAGCUAAAUUUACAUUUAGACCUUGCAUGUGUCAAAAUAGCAUUGGAUCUGGAUGAUGUGUUUGCUACAUAUGAAUUUUUAUUUGACAAUUUUUUUUAGGAUUCUAUGAAUUAUGAUACAUUUGUAAGCCCUAUAUUAUAAUCCCUAUAUAUUAUAGCCAUUAAAAGGUAUAUUAUGCUUAAUAUAGAUUGUAAGUUUUACUACUUAUUCUAAAACUGAAUCCUUCCUAUCUCUAGAGAAGAUUACAUGAUUCAAGUAAAUAAUAUAUUCUAUUAAAACCUAUUGCACUGUUGGAUUCAAUGUUGUCUUAUAAUACUCUUCUAUGACUAUGAUAGAAUUAUGCUUUUCAUAUGGGCCUAAAGACCGUUAAGACCGUUGUUUUAUACUUCUGAACUGAAUGAUAAAAAAUCCUAUAAAUAAAAAAAUCAUUGUUUGGUCAAGCAGUCUCUGUACUUCAAGAAAACAAAGUAAAUUUUAGUAAAAAAAAUCAACAGCCUUCACUUGAAUGCCUCUCAUAUUGUAAAUUGUAUAGGAAGAACACAUCAGUAGAGAAAGUAUUUUUAAAUAUCUGUCUAAGACUGAAAAUAUAAAUUUUAUUAUUUGAAUCUUUAACAUAUUCUAUUCAUAUUAUCGAAAUAAAUCAAGUCAGUAUGAAAUAUUUAAAAAUAUCUAGGUGGGUUCACAAAUUGUGAUCAAAGUUGUGAUAAUUGUUACUAAUGGGCCUGUAUCCCUUCAAAUGUUCUACAUAGUUAAUUCUCACCUUAAUGAUUUUUUAAUGAAUUUGUUGUUUAUUUCUUCAAUUUCUGACAGCUCUCUUUAUAUAGAAUCAUGACAAAAUAGAUCUUAUAAAUUCUGACCUUUGAAUCUCACUUUUUCUCAUUCCUAAAUAUUAUUUUAACUAACAAAAAUAAAUUGUUUAUAAUUAUAGUAUUUUUAAAAUAGAACCUUUGUGAAGAUUAAAAAUUGUCAAGAGUUUAUUUUGAUAUAAAAGUUUACUAAUUUCUGUAUUGAAUAACAUUCCUUAAUAUUAUUGGUAUUUUAAAAACAUUCCAUGACUUUAAUUAUUAAAAUGAUCAUCCAAUUAAAUGUUUAUCGUAUUUUUUAUAGGUUUCUAUUGUAUUGGUGAAAUUAAUUUGUGGCUACAAUCAAUUAAUACUUUAUGGCCAUUAUGAUAAUGUCUAAAUGUGUGCCAUCAUUAAAGCCAUAUUUACUGAAUAAUACUUUAUCUAAGUAUAAAUGUAAUUUACAUAUACAUCUUCUUUUUUUUAUGUAGGAUUAAGUUUUUAUAUUUUCUUUUAUGUGCAUAAAUUUUAUAAUCAUAUCAAAAAUAUUGUAUUUCUUUAACAAUAUAAGUAAAUCGUGAUUAUUUAUUAUUAAUAUCUUUUAUAAUAUGUUGUUUAUGUAUUAAAAUCUGUAGUUUAUGAUUGGAUAACCUUUAGCCUUGUUAUUAUUAUAAUAGUUUUGUAAGCGAUUACGCGGUCUGUACAAGUAGCGGCACGAAACUCUAGCGCUGACCGUUAUUGCGCAGAAGUAAAAAAUAAGGUACCUAGGCUAGCGUAAUGAAGAGCGUCGAUUGGCUCUCCAGUCACAUUCCGGCCCCCGCACCACUACACACGCGCAGCAAUCCCCUCCACGUAUCGGCCAGCGCUAGACUUACGUGCCUAUAAUUGUACAAUCAUUUGGAUGUCAGAAUUUAGCAUUUCUAUAUAACAUGUGUAUAGAAGUUUUUAAUAAACACUAAAUACUGCAUCAUAAUAAUUAUUUGGUAAAUUAGUUAAACAAUAUCAUUAACUCACAAUCGUGAUAAAUUGAAAAGUUAUGAAACGAAAUUAUGUUUAAUUACUGUAUCUCGGUUAAUACGAUGACAUUUAUACAUUUCUUUUAAUAGCGCACCUGAAAUUAUGACGUUUUGUCUUAAAAUAUUAAUGUCUGUAUUUUGUUUUUACACAGCCUAUAUAUCUAAUGCUAAAUAUAAUUAAGGACUUGCCUUAUGUGUAAUGUUUAAAUAAGAGCUGUUCUAAAUGUUUGUGAAUUCUUAUUCUGGAUGCUUCAUUCGUUUUUAAUUCAAAUAUUGAGCACAAUGGUUUUGCAUAGAGAAUGUUAUCGGAGAGCAAUGUUUCACCCAGAAUCUAAAAAUCUUCUCUUAUUUUUUUGACUGUGCCAAAACCACGUUAUUUUUGCCAAGUUACGCAUUGGUGAGCGGUUUGCUUUGCUGUUUGUUAAAUUAUUAUGAUAUAGACAUAUUUUGUAUUGUCUCACUUAUCCGUCGAAAACAUAUAAUUGUAUGCAAUAUUUGACUUAUUUUUUUUAAAUAUAUUCCGUAGAACCUUAUAAAAUAUCUCCUAGGCACCAGGCAAAUCGUCUCAAAAUGCGUAAACAGUACAUAAAAAUCUUAAUAUACGAGUUCCUUUUCAAAUGUAUUCUUAUUUGUACGUUGUUUUGAACGUACCAAAGAAGAUAUUUUUCGAAAAUUGUUGUGUUGAAAAUUAACACAUAUUUAUUUAGCACAAUAGAUAGUAGAUUUUGGAAGUGAUUUCCAUUUUCCAAAGUUACAUUUUUUUGUUUUGGUUGCGAUUUUUCCGCAUUACGUCUGUCCCUUAGUCAAGGUGUCAUGUGAAAUUAUGGGUUAAAAUCUGUAGUCAUCUUGUGAUUUAGAUUUUAUACUUCUUGUUCUGAACAAUCAAAAUUUAUUAGUAGUUAAUAGAUGUUAGCUCUAUUUUCAAUGUCAAUGUAAAUAAAAUGCCAACUUGUUGAA
Messenger RNA from Pieris rapae (cabbage white), 5321 nucleotides. Its product is annotated as calcium/calmodulin-dependent protein kinase type 1. Gene Ontology annotation, molecular function: calcium/calmodulin-dependent protein kinase activity; calmodulin binding; ATP binding. Bases 157 to 1254 code for a protein of 365 amino acids. The transcript has 2 exons. Gene Ontology annotation, biological process: protein phosphorylation. NCBI's taxonomy places the organism in Eukaryota, Metazoa, Arthropoda, Insecta, Lepidoptera, Pieridae. The record is from RefSeq and is a predicted model, not a curated record.